AUGUCUCUGGACGAGGAAAUAGAUGAAGUGCGGCCAAGCAACCUGCUAGAUGCAUUAAAGCACCUUGAAGCAGUUGCCCUCGUGCCCGCCAGACAGCGCUAUACAGACGCUGGACAGCUAGCGAAACAAAUCGCCACGUUCGCGUACGAGGGCGGAGUGUCUCCCGCUGCGCUUGAGCGUCUGUUGAAGCUCCUUACGAGGAGUAAUGCUUUAGAUCAGGGAACUCUAACCACCCUGGUCAAGAACUUGUAUCCAUCUGAGAGAAUCGCGUCUAAACUCGUCACGCAGGUCGUAUGCUGUCUUGGCCCCACGAGGAACAAACCAAGUGCAGCGACCCAGGCGCUUUUGUUGCGAUGGCUGAUCCUCGUUUACGAUCUUCUCGAAGAUCGUUCUCACUUAUCGAAGCUGUAUGCAGUGCUAUUCAACCAUCUUGACAUGCUCAGCUUGCGCAAACCGCUGUGCCACCUUCUCUCCUUUAUAACGAGACUUUUCAAAAAUUACUAUCCGGAUGUUAUUGUGGGCGACCCUGGCAGGAAGGGCUUGUUCUUCAAGCAUCCGGAUCCCGAAUGGGCAAGCCAUGUGCGCCAGCUUCAGGAAGCGAAUCUAGAGCAUAUCCAGGGGUCUCAGUCAACAAGUUUCCAAGUGGUGCACCGCGGGCUCGUGAAGAGGAUUAAGGUGGAAACGAUCGUUCCGGAUGUGCAAACCUCGCGAGUUGCACAUAACAGGACGUCAUUGGAAGAGCUGCGCGGAGUUGAUCAUUUCAUUGAGAGGCUUGAGAAGAUUGAGCUGCCUAACCAGAUCAUCUCAAUGAUUGCGGAUGGGCUGGCGCAGAAGUACAUCUUUCUGGCCCAGCCUGAGCUUGCUAAUCGGCGGCUGAAUGACUGGUUGGAAAGCUUCUUGAGUGAUCAGCUUGAGUAUGCUCAAGGCUUUGAUGACGAGGGUGUUGAAACGCUGGGUUAUGUAUUGGCCCUUGCUGUUAGUUACGCACGAUACUCAAAGACAAUCCCGGACGCGUUCAUCUCGUUUCUAAAGUCCUAUAUACCAGUCUGGAACGGCGUUGACAACCGAGACCAAAUACUUGAGCUGCUUGAAUACCUUCCUAUCAGCAAUUAUGACGUUCUACGAGCCGACAUCCUAGCUCCUCUUGAAGCCGCAUUUCUAGAGGAUACAGCAUCAUCCAAAGCGGCCUUGCUCAAUUUCUAUUCAUCUCUUAUCCGCCAAUGGGGUGUCAAAUUGAGGGCAGCACCAUUCACCUCGGAAAAAUCACAGCCUCUUAGCCAGCUGAUAUCACACGCUGAACUUUUAGCCCUGGCUAUCUUGGAAAGCCCGCCAGAGCAGCCGUCAGAACAGGACACAAACUACAGAUCAAGCACCUUAUCCGUGAUAGCUUUCCACUUCAUACUAGCAGACCUAUUCUCCUAUGCCUAUCUAAACGGCAACAUCCGAAUCACCGUUCCCCUCGCUCCAACAGUCUACAGCCUUGUCUUCACCUCCAUGAGCUCUGUCAUCUCAGACAUGAACUCCAUCCUCGCAAGCUACAAAUCUUCCUUCGAAGCGUCCAUGACCUCCGAAGCCCUCCAGGGCUCAGAAUCCUCGGAUAUGCUCUACUCGCAAUCCCUCGUCGGCCAAUUCAACGGUUACAUAAUGGACAUUUGCAACCUCGUCUGGCGAAACCGCGCACUAAACGGCGAGGAUCCCAACGCGCUAGGCUGUCUCAUCCCGGUGGCAACAAUCACCGCUCUCAUGCAGUACAUCCGUGACGUGAAUGAGAGAAGUCGGAAACGAAAUCGCGAGGCCGCGUUCUCGUAUACGAUUGCGUCAGUGUUUUCGUUGAGCCACCAUGCCGCGCUGAGCAAUAUGUCUGCGUCUUGCUUUGCGGAUCUCGAAAAGGACAGCGAUCUUGCUGAUGACAAGCCGAGGCUGAGAAAGCCGGUCACGCAGAAGGCGUUGAGCGCCUUGGAGAAGGAUGGUGGGAUCCAAAUGACUUGGCAGGAUUAUAGAGUGCGCAUGUUGGACUGGAUGGAAGCGGCGGGCAGUAAUGGGAUUGCCGGAUUGAUGAGGACAACGAUGAAGGCGCUGAGGAAGGAUAUCAAUGAGGUAUGA
Aspergillus calidoustus is the source of this 2103-nucleotide messenger RNA. The record is from the annotation of a GenBank genome assembly. Lineage: Eukaryota; Fungi; Ascomycota; Eurotiomycetes; Eurotiales; Aspergillaceae.